Panicum hallii is the source of this 1046-nucleotide messenger RNA. Its product is annotated as germin-like protein 2-4. Gene Ontology annotation, cellular component: cell wall. The transcript has a single exon. The coding region runs from base 122 to 811 and encodes 229 amino acids. Gene Ontology annotation, molecular function: manganese ion binding. NCBI's taxonomy places the organism in Eukaryota, Viridiplantae, Streptophyta, Magnoliopsida, Poales, Poaceae. The record is from RefSeq and is a predicted model, not a curated record.
GUCGAUCGCCCUCCUCCCCAGGCAAAGCUGAUGCGAGACAGUGGUGACCACGCACCGACGAGCAACGAGUGAGACCUCUGCUUCAACGACCAGCCGCGAGCCAAGCGACGACCGACACAGGAUGGCGGCGCAUCACCUCCUCCUGCUGCUCGCCGCGCUGCUCCCGGCGGCGGCCACGGCGGACCCCGACGCGGUGCAGGACUACUGCGUGCCGGACGCCGGCGGGCGCGGGCGGCCCCUGGAGCUGGCGCUGCUGCCGUCCUACCCGUGCCGGAGCCCCGCCAACCUGACGGCGGCCGACUUCGCCUUCGCCGGCGUGCGCACCGCGGGCAACUUCUCCGCGGACACGGGCUUCGCGGGGGUGUCCGUCACGCCGUCGCAGUUCCCGGCGCUGCACACCCUGGGCGUCUCCUUCGCCCGCGCCGACCUCUCCGCGGCGGGCGGGGUGAACCCGCCGCACUACCACCCGCGCGCCACCGAGACGGCGCUCGUCCUGGCGGGCCGCGUCUACGCGGGCUUCGUCGACUCCGGCGGCCGCAUCUUCGCCAAGGUGCUCGAGAAGGGGGAGGUCAUGGUGUUCCCCAGGGCCAUGGUGCACUUCCAGAUGAACGUCGGCGACGAGCCGGCCACGGUGUACGGCACCUUCAACAGCGAGAACCCCGGCAUCGUGCGCAUCCCGGCCACCGUGUUCGGGUCCGGGAUCAACGGCGGCGUCCUCGAGAGGGCGUUCGGGCUCUCCCCGGCGGAGCUCCGGCGGCUCGAGAAGAGGUUCGGCCCGCCCAAGACCAAGCUGUCCGAGAUGGACGAUUAGUUAGUUAAUCAGCUGGUGAAGUGGUGAUCAGAUCAGCCACUGUGGCGGUGCAUGGUUAAUGGUUAAUUACUAGUUUACGGUAGACUUUGUGAGUUGGAGUACAUUUCUUUUGAAUUGUCAAUGUAGUACUGUUAGGGGCGGAUCCAGGCCCCGUGCUGCCGCACAGGUCGAGCAUAGUUUACCUCAAGUGAUUUUAUGCAUGUUAUAUACCUAAACUACUAGAAUUUGAUUUAAA